CCGACCUGAUCAGCUGGAGCGAUGGUGAGUGAGGGAUUUAGCUGAGUAUGAAGCGAUAAUUAGGGAGCCGCGUCUCACCCCGCAGGUAGUGAAGCAUUUUAUUGAGGAAACAAUGCACAAGCUAAAAUCAGCCCAGAAAGAAAAAGUCAAGCAGUUUAUAUCCUUCACUCAAGCGGGUGAGAAGACAGCGAUUUACUGCCUUGCCCAAAAUGACUGGAAACUCGAAUUGGCCUCAGACAACUUCUUCCAGAACCCUGACCUAUAUUACAGAGAACAGCGGCCAUCAGUCGAUAAAAAGAAGUUAGAACAUCUAUAUAACAGAUAUAAAGAUGGUAGUGAGCCAAAUAAAAUCUUGGUGGACGGGGUGAUGCGACUACUGGAUGACCUUGACCUACCACCAGACUCCCGUCUCGUUCUUAUCUUAGCCUGGAAAUUGCGGGCAGCCACACAGUGCGAGUUUACGCGAGAUGAAUUUAUGAAUGGAUUUACAGAGUUAGGAUGUGACAGCAUUGACAAACUGAAAGCCAAACUUCCAACCCUGGAACAUGAACUAAGAGAUACAGCCAAGUUUAAAGAUUUCUAUCAGUUUACUUUUAAUUAUGCACGGAAUCCUGGGCAGAAGGGACUGGAUCUCGACAUGGCUUUAGCGUAUUGGAACAUUGUCCUCCAAGGAAGAUUCCGUUUACUUAAUUUAUGGUGUCAAUUUUUACAGGAGCACCAUAAACGCUCCAUACCUAAGGACACUUGGAACCUCCUCUUGGACUUUGCCUUGAUGAUCAAUGAUGACAUGUCCAACUAUGAUGAAGAGGGUGCGUGGCCAGUGUUGAUUGAUGAUUUUGUUGAGUAUGCCCGGCCGAUCAUCCGAGGCCAGCCUACUCAAGUUUAGGGUCUGGGUAUUAGUGAAGCUAGGACUUAUUACAGCUCAAGAACUAUGUUGCUUUUCUAAGCUCUAAAAAUGUGAGUACAUACAUGAGGAUGGGAUGAUCCUAGUCUUGUGACGAUAGAUUGGAUUUUGUGUUCUAGAAAUGUGGUGUUUAAACCGUUACUGUUAUCAAGAAGCCUAUCGAGAAAGAGGAAUUUUUAAAGAAAUCCACUGGUAUCAAGGAAGUGUUGUUAUAUGCAAGACAAACCUACUAACCACAAGAAAAAUAAUAUGCAAUUAGUUAAGUUUUGGCCACAUAAGCUCGCUUUCCACACGAAGACUCAGAAUGUAAAGGAUGAGUGAUGCUUUAAUGCUUAAGGAGGAAAAACACUCAUUACAUAUACUAUCAAGACACUUCAAGAUAAUCUUUUGAAGAUUUAUUUGAAUGAAAUAGAAAGUGAAAUAGGGUUCAGUGAGUUUGCUUGUCCUUAUGGAUAUUGGUAAGCUGUGACAUAUUGAUCUGUGCUAGAAGACUUUAAUUGUAAUCUUAAGGCAAGAAGGAAGGCAUCACUAUCUUGCUGGAAAGAUGUUUAUUUUUUAAUCAUUUUUAGCAUGGGCACUUUCAAAAGUACCACAUUCUUGUUUUCUUACCACUUGUGUGCAACCUCCUUUUUGGUAACUUUAAUAAUUAAUAUAAAAUUUUAAGGUUCCAACUUAGCUUUUAAGUUUUUUUUUCCUUCAAUAUACAUUGAGAAGGGGCAUUUUUUUUACCUCAAACUAGCAUCUGCAUAUAAUUUAGGAUGUUUAAAUCAGUCAGUUGACAUUAAAUACUGGCACUUUCAGUCAGAUUUUAUGCAGUCUGAUUUUCACUUUCCCUUAUGGUCUAGGGAAGGUAGGUAAAAGUAUUGAAUCCUGUCCAAGAUGCCAUUGCUACCCUCCUGUGGAGCCUGCUAAGUCAUGCUUUGUUACUCUCACAAAGGACUGAGGAAAAUCAGAGGUUAUGACAACACACUAAGUUGACAUGAUGCAUAUUCACAUCAGCGAAAUAAAUUUUUGGUACAAUUAGUAUAAAUGAUGACUUUUAUGGUACUGAAUAAGUGGAAAACUGAGUUUCAAAGUAGUUUGUGAAUUAUAUGGACAUUGAUUUUGUUAUGAAUUUCUUAGGUUACACAUACCACUACAAGCAGGUUAAUUAUCAUUAUAUAGAGAUGGUCUGCCAUGAUAAUUUAUAUUUUAUACAGAAGCACUAAUUUAGUGUACAGUAUUAGAUCAAAUUGUAGUAUUAAAAUUGUAUGACUUCCUUGCUUGAUUAAGUAAGACAAACGCAUUAGGCCAACUAUGCUCUCCUUGUGUCCUUUACAUUACAGUAUCAUUAUAUUUUUGAGCCAUAUGCUUGAAUAAUAUUGUGCAGUUUUGGGAUACAGCACAGUUAAGGAAGUAAAUAUAAGUACACCAACAUGCAAAUACCAAAGUAAAAAAAAAUUACGUCAAUCAGAUUAGAUUUUGAGUCUAUUUACUUUUUGAGAAUACUCAGCCUGGUUAUUUCAUUAUUAUUAUUAUUAUUAUUAUUAUUAUUAUUUCAAAUGCACUUUUAAGUCUGUCCUGUUCAAGAUUAAUCAAGUUUAUGGUAUCAAAACUUCACAUACAAAAAAAGCUUCCAAGAUACAUCUUCAAGACACAACCAGUUAAGUACAAGUGGCAAGAAAAUGAAUGCUAAAGUGCAGGGUCUCCUUGUUGAUGAUGGACUGUUUAUGUUAAAAAACUCAGCAUGGUAAUUUCGUGUCAACGUUUUUGUAGCCACCCACCUACAUAGGUAGUCUAGUCUCUGACUAAAUUAAUUUUCAGGAAUGUCUUUGGUUUGUGCACCGACUCUGUGGAGCAGCUUCUGUUGGGAUGACAAUAUUUUUGUUAUUUUUUUAAAAGCCUAAAAGGAUAUAGAUAAUUCUGAUGUGCAGGAAUAAAGUUAAUUGAGGCUUUCUUAAAGUACAGCAAUCUGGUUUGCCCAUUUCUGGAAUAUCUCAUGGAGUACAUAAUGUCAUCAGUUUGGCUUGAACCUUAGUUUUGUAAUUACUGCAGGUCCUGUAUAUUUGUAAUUGUACUUGACAAAUGUAUGCAAAAUUUCUUUCCUGUAAAUGGAUAAAUGAUUCAGUGAACAGUGACAUGUUGAUGUGUGGCAGUAAUGUGAAGUAACUGCAUUUUUAAAACUUAACUGCUAAAAGCAGAUGAUGAACCUCCAACAUUGAUAGAAAUAAUGCAGGAAGUGAAAUAAUUAAUUGUUCGCCCACUUCAUAUUGAAUUGGGAUAUUAUAUUCUUGCAUUACUUUCAUAGUUUGGUGUUUAGAAUAUGUUGUCAGAAUGUCUCGAUUUCAUUUAGGUAAGAAAAGUCUGUGUUGAAAUAUUUAGUUUGGCUGAACAAUACUUUUAUAACUAGCUACUACUUUCUCCAAAUUUUUAUCCCUUGGCACAUUAACAGUUCUCUUUGAGCCUUAUCAGGUAAAUACUGACUGUUCUGUAAUACUUUCUACACUUGUAAAUAAAAUUUUGAUUACAGA
This is a messenger RNA of Portunus trituberculatus (swimming crab), 3414 nucleotides long. RefSeq names its product DCN1-like protein 1 (gene SCCRO). Gene Ontology annotation, cellular component: ubiquitin ligase complex. Gene Ontology annotation, biological process: protein neddylation; positive regulation of ubiquitin-protein transferase activity. The record is from RefSeq and is a predicted model, not a curated record. Gene Ontology annotation, molecular function: ubiquitin conjugating enzyme binding; cullin family protein binding; ubiquitin-like protein binding. The transcript is spliced from 5 exons. Bases 113 to 886 code for a protein of 257 amino acids. NCBI's taxonomy places the organism in Eukaryota, Metazoa, Arthropoda, Malacostraca, Decapoda, Portunidae.